Messenger RNA from Cimex lectularius (bed bug), 4081 nucleotides. RefSeq lists its product as uncharacterized. Gene Ontology annotation, cellular component: transcription export complex 2; nucleus; cytoplasm. The transcript has 3 exons. The record is from RefSeq and is a predicted model, not a curated record. Gene Ontology annotation, molecular function: RNA binding. Lineage: Eukaryota; Metazoa; Arthropoda; Insecta; Hemiptera; Cimicidae. Bases 281 to 4006 code for a protein of 1241 amino acids. Gene Ontology annotation, biological process: mRNA export from nucleus.
CUUGGAAUUGGAUACAAUGCUCCGAUGGAUGAGGGAAGCGGUUUAAAGUAAUUUAGAAUUAUCUUAAAAUGUUCAUAUCAUGAGAGACACCAGGUCCGACGAUUUUCACCAUCUUCAAUGAACUUGUCAAUUCCAAAAAAAAUCUCAUGCAGACAUACUUCAUCAAUAAAGUAUUUUCUACCAAUUUAAUUUUAUUCCAGGUUGUGCCUGUCAUGAGAACUACUCUAGAUGAAUUGGGGCUAUAAAUUAAUUUGUUUAACCCUUGUGGAUUUAUGAAAAAAUGGACAACAGAACCAUUUUGGUGAAAAAUCUACCUCCGACAUAUUUAAAAAAGAAAGAGAUCAGAUCUCACUUUAGUAAAUAUGGAGUGAUAACAAAAAUAGAGACAAAUUCCAGGGCAAGCACUUGCUGCGUUACAUUUUCAAAAGCUUCUCAGGCCAAAGCAGCCAAAGCCGAUGGAGGAUCGUGGAAUAACCGAAAAGUUGAUAUCGAGUUUAAUGAAGAAGUUGACAAAGUUAUCGAAGGGGAGCUUAAUUGGUUUGCUGAGGAGACCCCGAUGGAUGAACCCAAGGAUAAGAUAAAGAAAAUGUUAAAGUCUCUCAAAGCAGAGCCAAGAAAAACACAAGAAGUUGAUUCGAGAAAGAAUAAAACAGAGGAAGAGGAAGUAAAAAUGGAAGUGAAAAGUGAAAAAGAACUUCUGUCUAAAGAGGCGAUUUCAAAUGUUGAUAAAUUGAAUUUACUAGAAGAGAGGGACAAAUUGAUCAGAUCAAAAUUGGCUAAAAAUGUCAAAUCAGUGGAAUCGAUUAAAGGUACCUGUCCUGACAUGUGCCCCGAGAAAGAGAGAAUAAUGAGAGAAGUCCGAGCCAUGGUUGCACCUUAUGAGACUCUUAACGAAGAUGGACGUUUAGACCAUAAUUUAGCAGUUAAAGAAUACAAGCGGAGUUCAGCAGAUCAAGAAGAACCUCUGCCCCAUGAAUUGAGACCGGAAGCAGUCUUGACCAUGACCAUGGAGUACUUGAUAAUUAACAUAAUGGGAAAAAUUGAAAAUGAGGACGAAAAUGUUGGCUACUGGUAUGAUUUUUGUUGGGGUAGGUUGAGAGCUAUUCGUAAAGACAUAAUACAGCAGCAACUCUGUGACCUCAACACAGUAACAAUAGUUGAACAAAGUGCAAGAUUUCAUAUAUUAUGCUUUGAUAGACUCUGGGGUUGCCCUAAGACUGUUUUUGAUGUCAAAAUCAAUUCUGAAACUCUGAUGAACUGUUUGCAAACUCUUAUGCAUAUGUAUGAAGAUUUGAGAAAACAAAACAUUUUAUGUCCUAACGAGGCUGAAUUCAGGGCAUAUUUAAUACUUUUGAAACUGAACAGCGGCUUUUUACUUUCUGAGUACCAACAAUUUUCUGAAGAUCUUCAGUGUUCACCAGAAGUGAAAGAUGCUGUAAAUAUCCAUACAGCUUUCAGCAACAACAUGUAUUCCACGUACUUCAAACUGCUCAGGAACACAUCUUAUUUAAAUAGUUGUUUAAUGCAGCGGUUUUUUGCACAUUUAAGGGCGAAAGCCUUAAAUGUUAUUGUGAGAGCUUAUUGCCCUUCUAACAGUAAGCUAUGCAGGAUUCCUAUAGAGUACAUCGAAGACGCCCUGAAAUUUGAUGAGUUGGAAGAUGCUAUUUUAUUUUGUGAUUCUUUUGGCAUCGGAGUUUCAAAAGACAAUGUGACUUUUUUGAUUUCAAGAAUCAAUUUCUUUUUCCCAGACAGCAUGUACACAGUUGAUACUCCAUCGAGCCUGGUUAUAAAAAAACGUAUUUCUGUAGCAGAAGCUGUAUGCGGUUAUAAAAAUUUACCUUUGUUUAUUCCUCAUGAAGUACACACAAGUUUUACAGAAAGAAAUACGUUAAAACCUACUUCUUUAGACGCCUCCGAUCAGGAGGAAAAAAUGCUAAGAGAUACAGUGGAACGCCUUUUGUUGAAGAAAAGGGCAAAAGAAACUGAAACUUUUGUCAAAGAGGAUGAGGCAGAGGAUUCUUUUGUUGACGACUUAAUGAAUGACGAAGAAGAAUUCACAGAAAGAAAAAUGGAUGAUGAAGAUGAAACUGAUCUUUACGAUGUUGAACAGUAUGCAGAGGAAAGUGACAAAGAAGACUUUGAUGGGAACUCGAGUGUAUAUUCAGAAAAUAGUUAUAAUAGUAAUCCUUCUGCAGCAGAUUCACCUUCUGAUGUCAAUCUAUCCUCUCCUUUAGUAAAAUUUCAGUUUAAAUUGCCUGAUCAUAUGGAAGAAAAGAUUGUUUCACCACUUCACACACCACCACCAAUUAAGUUCAACACUCCAGUUAAUCUGGUUCAUACGUUGCCAACAUUUAAAAGACCUCCACCCUCGCCGACUAUUGCUGCUAUGAAGAAACCACAGACGACACCUUCAAGAAAUAUUUCACCAGCAACCACACCUACGUUUUCAGUCAGUUCCAACCCAUUGAAGGCUGUUCAGAAAGUUCAAAAAACAAAAAGUGAAUCAGAAGAAAAUAUGAUAAUGGCAAAACUUAGAAAGAAACUCAAUGAAAAAAUGAAGAAGACCACAUGCAGAAAAUAUGCUAGAAUUUGGAAGGCUAAAGUGGAAAAAAUCAAAAGCCUUCGAUUAAGUGAGAAGAGUGCACUUUUUCAUAUACCUCUCCAAGAUUAUUCUAAACUAUGGGGCUCUUCUAUGAGCCGUAAGCAGAAAAUGACUUUAGAACGGUUAAACAAGAGAAAGAAAGCCAGCCUUUUGGUAACUGCUAUUCUACACACAAAUGUAGUCGACCAAUUAGAUGUCCAAGUUAAAAAAGUCGGCACCUUAAUUACAAACAUUUUGGGCUGUAGGGCAAUCAUGUUUGCUCAUAAAUUUGGAAAUAUUGCACAACCACUUCCGGUAUUUUGGAAACUGGUGAUUGCUAUACCUGCAAGGUUACCAGAAGGGUCUACGUUCCCUUCAAAACUGAGGAAUUGGUGCAAAGGUGCUUUUUAUCAAGGAACUGACCUAGAUCUAGGCGAUGUUUACUUUAGUCAUUAUAAUAAUUUAGUGCCAGUCUUUACCAACAUUAAUGUUAUUGAAGGUUUCAAUGAGAUUGAAAGUUCUUGUGGUAAUAUUUCUGCCCUUGUACUGGUAACAGGUAAAGGAUGGGAAGAAUCAAAUGAAACAAUUAAAAGACUGGAUAAAAUUCUUUCAAAAAACACUAGCAAAAUUCCAGUGUCUGUUUUAUCGAUGGGAAUGAAAGAAUGUUUUGACAUAGACACAAAGAAUAGAAAUAUUUCGUAUUUACACCAAGGGAUUUGGGAAUCGACUGACAACCUUUUAGAAUCUUUGAAAGUUUUGGCUCAAAACAUUCCCAUAUAUAAUCUCAAAGUGGAAUCACUUGGAAUUUUAGUUGAAGUGGGUACUGAGAAGUUUUUAGACGCACUUUAUGAAGACAGGUUUAUUGAUGCUGAUUUAUACAAUGCGUUAACAAAACCUAACAAUAUUAUCCACUCUUACAAUGUGUUUAUUGAUAAAAUCGAAGAAGAAAUCAUCAACUGCUGUUUAUUUAACAUGUAUGGCACUGCAUAUGAAUUUAAGGAAAAUAUAAAGAAACGUUUAUAUGGAUUUGAUUUAUUUCCACAACAUUAUAACGAACCAAAUUUUAAAGGUGUUCUCUCCAAUCAUUGCCACCUGUUGAAACUUCCUUUUAUGAAAGAGAAAUAUGAAAGCUCCCUUAAUUUCUUAGCAGCAUUCAGGGAGUACUGUCAAAAGCUCAAAUGCCCCCAAAUACUUUCGAAACUAAUGAGGAUGAUAAACCCACCAGAUGAUGAUGAUGGAGUCGACCUGAACGCCUUCUUGGCAGACAUAUCAUGGCUUCCAGUAAUUGAACUUUUAAUUAAAGAAAAUUUGAGAAAUGGUAAUGUGUACAAUUAUAAUGUUGUGUACCGUGGCGACAAAGUGAACGAUUUAAUUCAAAGCCACUGGUGGUUGGUUAAAGAAAAUAUGACCAAUAAAAGCUUUUAACUAGAUUAUAAAAAGUUGAAAAGCAAAUUAUUGUUGAAUAUUUAUUUUUAAAUAAAAUGUUUAUAAUAUUUUUCA